Trypanosoma brucei brucei TREU927 is the source of this 1944-nucleotide messenger RNA. RefSeq lists its product as hypothetical. NCBI's taxonomy places the organism in Eukaryota, Euglenozoa, Kinetoplastea, Trypanosomatida, Trypanosomatidae. The transcript has a single exon. The record is from RefSeq and is a predicted model, not a curated record. The coding region runs from base 1 to 1944 and encodes 647 amino acids.
AUGCGCCCUGCAGCCACUUGCUUACUUACAACUGCGGCCUCACCGUACCUCGGCACAGCAUGUCGUAGGAUGCUUCUUUUCUCAGCUGGUAGGAGUUUGCAUCUCUCCCCUAAGCGACUCAGCGGAUCGGGCUCCUUGUUUUCUGACAACGCUUUUGAAAGGGAGGAGGAGGAAUCGCUCCCUCAUCAGAAACAACGGACUGAGGACAAUAUGACUGCUGUCCUGUCUCUCUUGCGUGACACCGUUCCACUCACUGGUUCCGAUGAUGUCAAGGAAUUACUGAAGGGGUGUAAAAAUGCGAAGGAGGUGCGUCACAUUUUGGAAACGGUUGUGUAUCGUAACCCACUGUGUUACGAUGUUUUGAAUGGCCACGGUUAUCGCGUAGCGGUGUUACAGGCGUUGACUGCCGGUGCACCCCGCACGCAGUGUUUACAUGAGUGGUUUGAAUGUGUGGAUAGGUUCCGUCGUUUAGGGUUUCUGCUGACAAGGACGUUCGCAGCUGAGGGGUUCACGCUAAUAAAGCAAUGGCUCUCGAGUCAUUUUCAAACAGAAGGACGCUCACCUUUGCUUGUGACGGAGGGCAUAUCACACAUACGUGAACUUGUUCGCAUAUGCAGGGAGGACCGCCUUGUCUUUGACCACGUUUUGUACACUCGUAUAGUGUUUCUUCUCACCAUGAUUGUGAGUUUCUUUGACCGCCAGAACAUUUACCGGUCAGUUUUCCCCGAGAACUUCUCCAAGCGUGAUGGUGUGGUCGUGGAGUGGGUGAUAACCAGUGAGAGAUGUGUAGACUUUGAUGAGUGUGUGUUGCAGUGUGAUGCCGUUGUGGAAGAACUUCUAGAGAUGCUAUCCGAGGAUAUUCCCUCGCAUCCAAAUUUCAGCGUGAUGUAUCGAUUGAUUGACUACUACUUCGCAGCAGACAAUGUCGAAAAAAUGAUAGCCGUUAUGGAGGAUGCCGAGGGGUACGGAAUCGGAAUUGCCGAAAGCAGUACAGCGAAACUUAUGCAGCUCGCCUGCGCACUUAACUACCCGAACGUCCCCGAGUUAUUUAUGCGCUGGCGAGCAUCACUCCCUCAGUGUGUCAUUGCGACCCCAGACAUGAGCCGGUUGAUGUUUUAUUAUUCGAGGUCUGGGGGUGGCAGGCCGUGCCCAGUCUGCGGCGAACCGUAUAACCAUCGAAACGUUAAUGUUUACGUGUGGCAGCAAACACCUGAUCAUCAGCGCAACUGCCCUGCAUUGAUGGAUGCUAGGCGGCGUAAAGGUGAGCUGGAUGAAAACACUGCGCUCCCACAGAAUCAAGACUGGAGUGAGGUGGCGUUCAACUUAUGGAACAUGUCCCAAGGUCGGUCUAUUGAAUGGGGUGCGGUGGAGUGGCGCGGUUUCUUGCUGUGUUGUAUGUACUCUCCUCGGGCGCUUGAGGCACGGCGCCUUCUGGACGAGCACUACGACCAUUCUAGGAUGGAUGACUUCCUCCGCGCCACUUACAUGCGUUUGCUCCGUCACCAGUUACCAGAAGAUGUAGCCGCAACACUGAGAGGCUGGAAGAAAAAGGAACAGCGUGUCUCGCCUAUCGUGCUGCAGGAGUCACUUAUUGGGGCCGCCAUGGCUGAAGAACCAGAUACUCGCAUGUCAGCUUUGCGUGAGGUGUGGGCUACACUGCUUGAGAAGGACAGCUAUGUGAUGCCUUUUACGAGGCGUCGACUACAGCAGCGACUGGAUGAACUGCGCUCCCGGACACCCGGUCCCACUGUAGAAGAGAUUACGCUGUUGGAGGAGAUGAUUAAUAUGCAGCCACGUCACCUCUCAUUGUUGGACAUGAAGGACAGCCCGGCAGAUUUUGUCGUGGGAACGUCGAAGAAGAACGUCUUCACCCCUCCUGCAAGCGGUUCCCGCGCGGAAGUGAGGCUUCCAGAGCGGCGCCGCGGGCGUAAGGAGAUGGGAUAG